Molecule: messenger RNA, 1588 nt
Organism: Xenopus tropicalis (tropical clawed frog)
Lineage: Eukaryota; Metazoa; Chordata; Amphibia; Anura; Pipidae
Gene: gid8
Product: GID complex subunit 8
Exons: 5
Coding region: 1-804 (267 amino acids)
Cellular component (GO): nucleus
Source: RefSeq, a predicted model, not a curated record
AUGCGCACUGCGCAGCACAAACACCGCCGAUCCCGUUGGUACUCUCGCGAGAGCCCGUCAGCUGACCCGGGCAGAGAACUCGCAGCGCCGGUGACGCAGCCGCCGGAAGUAGUGACAAUGAGUUACACAGAGAAGCCAGAGGAGAUUACAAAAGAAGAAUGGAUGGAGAAACUGAACAACUUACAUAUCCAAAGAGCAGACAUGAACCGCCUAAUCAUGAACUACCUUGUUACAGAGGGAUUCAAAGAGGCGGCAGAGAAGUUCCGGAUGGAGUCUGGAAUCGAACCCAGCGUCGAUCUGGAGAGCCUGGAUGAAAGAAUAAAGAUCCGAGAGAUGAUUCUGAAGGGCCAGAUUCAGGAAGCCAUUGCUCUGAUCAAUUCCCUACACCCUGAGCUUUUGGAUACCAACCGUUACUUGUACUUUCACUUGCAGCAACAGCACCUUAUUGAGCUGAUCCGGCAAAGAGAGACAGAGGCAGCUUUAGAGUUUGCCCAGACCCAACUGGCAGAGCAGGGAGAGGAGAGCCGCGAGUGCCUGACUGAGAUGGAGCGGACGCUGGCACUGUUGGCAUUCGAUAACCCAGAGGAUUCUCCCUUUGGCGACUUGCUCAACAUGAUGCAAAGGCAAAAGGUAUGGAGCGAAGUCAACCAAGCCGUCCUGGAUUAUGAGAACCGCGAGUCCACCCCUAAACUGGCAAAACUGCUCAAGCUGCUCCUCUGGGCUCAGAACGAACUGGACCAGAAGAAAGUUAAAUACCCCAAGAUGGCUGACCUCAGCAAAGGGACAGUGGAAGAGCCCAAGUAACGCCCGAUUUGACGUCACAGGAACUCACGGAACAUUUGCCUGUGCGCCCCACGUAUUCUCAGUCUGUGACGUUUGUACUCCACGCACAGCGACAGGGAGAAACCUCUCACUCCUUGUCCUUUUUCUCUCACAUCCCUCCCUGGUACAGGAGGAAAUAGGCUGUGAGGCAGGUUCACUCAGUAUUUCCCAUCUCUGCUGUGCCAGGGGGCAAUUGCUUUGGCUGCUGGUCUAUAAAGGAAUUAGCGAGCAGUCUAACUAUGCACCAAGACCUCCUUGCAGUCUACUCAUAUGGUUUGUAGUAACAUCUCCCAUUAUGUGUUGGGUCCUGAGUGCUGAAACUUUUUAUAUCAGUUUUUGCUUUCUAAAACACUCUAUCCGGUGCCGAAUGCAAGUGAUCCUAGAGGCAAUUACCCUUCCUACACCAGUUAUUGCCCCAUCCUGCAGUGCUCGCACAACUACAAGAUUAACGUGCAGUCUGGGGGGGGGGGUUAUAUUCAUGUUUUCUUUCUUCUGCCUGUUCUUGGUAGUGAGCGUGUUAACCAGUCGUGCAAGCUUUCUGCCCCGCGGCAAAUGUAAUACAGUUUAAUAGACGCAGAGUUGGUUGGACUAAUAUGUGUUUGGGAGGGUGGAUUUGGGCAGGUUGUGCCAAUCGGUUGUUUAUACAGAAGUUUCCCAAAGUAAAUGUCAUGUUUGAUGUAUUGGCUGUGAGCCCUGCUUGCUGGGAGGGAUUUCUGUCUAUCUCUCCUGGAAGGCAUUUGAUUUUUAUUAAAUAGAGUAAAAACAC